AUAGACCGACCCUUACAAGCCUGGGCGGGAUCUAUCAGCGGAGGCAUUGCUCCUUGACUCUGAAAAAGAAAGAAAAAAGAAUUUCUAAUUUUUUUUUUUUUAAUUCAAUUAUGGAAUUCUCUUCAAGAGCAUCAGAACUAGCAACUCUAUUAGAAAGUAAAAUGACUCACUUUUCUACCAAUUUGAAGUUGGAUGAGAUUGGUCGCGUGGUUUCGGUUGGAGAUGGGAUUGCACGUGUUUAUGGAUUGAACGAGAUUCAAGCUGGGGAAAUGGUCGAAUUUGCCAGCGGUGUGAAAGGAAUAGCCUUGAAUCUUGAAAAUGAGAAUGUGGGGAUUGUUGUCUUUGGUAGUGAUACGGCUAUUAAAGAAGGAGAUCUUGUCAAACGAACUGGAUCUAUUGUGAAUGUUCCUGCGGGAAAGGCUAUGCUAGGGCGUGUGGUCGACGCCUUGGGAGUACCUAUUGAUGGAAGAGGAGCUCUAAGCGAUCACGAGCGAAGACGUGUCGAAGUGAAAGCCCCUGGGAUUAUUGAACGUAAAUCUGUGCACGAGCCUAUGCAAACAGGGUUAAAAGCGGUAGAUAGCUUGGUUCCUAUAGGCCGUGGUCAACGAGAACUUAUAAUUGGGGACCGACAAACUGGAAAAACAGCUAUUGCUAUCGAUACCAUAUUAAAUCAAAAGCAAAUGAACUCAAGGGCCACCUCUGAGAGUGAGAAAUUGUAUUGUGUCUAUGUAGCGAUUGGACAGAAACGUUCAACUGUGGCACAAUUAGUUCAAAUUCUUUCAGAAGCGAAUGCUUUGGAAUAUUCCAUUCUUGUAGCAGCCACCGCUUCGGAUCCUGCUCCUCUGCAAUUUCUGGCCCCAUAUUCUGGCUGUGCCAUGGGAGAAUAUUUCCGUGAUAAUGGAAUGCACGCAUUAAUAAUCUAUGAUGAUCUUAGUAAACAGGCCGUCGCUUAUCGACAAAUGUCUCUUCUAUUACGAAGACCACCUGGUCGUGAAGCUUAUCCAGGAGAUGUUUUUUAUUUGCAUUCACGUCUCUUAGAAAGAGCAGCUAAACGAUCGGACCAGACAGGUGCAGGGAGCUUGACCGCCUUACCAGUCAUUGAAACACAAGCUGGAGACGUAUCGGCUUAUAUUCCUACAAAUGUAAUUUCCAUUACUGAUGGACAAAUCUGUUUAGAAACAGAACUCUUUUAUCGCGGAAUUAGACCUGCUAUUAACGUCGGCUUAUCUGUCAGUCGCGUCGGGUCUGCUGCUCAGUUAAAAGCUAUGAAAAAAGUAUGCGGAAGUUUAAAACUAGAAUUGGCACAAUAUCGAGAAGUCGCUGCCUUUGCUCAAUUUGGAUCAGACCUUGAUCCUGCAACUCAAGCAUUACUCAAUAGAGGAGCAAGGCUCACAGAAGUACUAAAACAACCACAAUAUACACCACUACCAAUUGAAAAAGAAAUUCUAGUCAUUUAUGCUGCUGUCAAUGGAUUCUGUGAUCGAAUGCCACUAGACAGAAUUAGUCAAUAUGAAAGAAUCAUUACAAAUAGUAUCAAACCAGAAUUACUAGAAGAACUCAAAAGUGGGUUAACUGACGAAAAAAAAAGAGAACUAGAUACCUUUCUACAAGAAAGUGCGUUGACUUUAAUAUAAUAUAAUAUGAUGAUGAUAAAACGCUAUUCUCUUUCUUUUAUUUUUUCUCUCCUGGGUAGUUUCCUAGGCUCUUGCCUUGGACGUUUUCUAGGAUCAGAAGGAACCGCUAUAAUGAGCACUCAAAAGUGGAUGCUGUUUUUCUUUGUUCUUUUAGUCGGUCUCUCUUUAAUUUCUCGAAUUCUGCUUUCAAAAAAAAGAAAGGGAAGUAGAAUUCUUUUUUUCUUCAUUUUGCUUUUUCUGACUAGUUUAUGUUCCCUCUUUCGCUUCUUCAUCUUGGACUGGAUUGUCGCCGGUCUGACAACAGCCGUAUCCACUUUUAUCUGGAAUGUAUCUUCUGAAAGUGGGGAGGAAUCUAGGCAAUUGAGCCUUCCUGCUCUCGAAUCAGAAUCCACUUCUGAGUCCAUUCAUACCUUUAGAGCAGGUGCGGAAAACGAAGCUACCAUCUAUCAUCGUAUUCGCCUUCUCGAGGGCCAACAGUACUUCAACGUACCUCCUCAGCUUCACCCCGGUGAUUACGAACGGCUUGUGCGCGAGCAUUUUGAUCAAGCGGUCAACGUUGACCAUUUUUUUCAAAUAUGGGACAGAGAUCGAAUUGAGGGUCUUGGAAAAUAAGGGCCUAUUAGAAACUUUUCAAUCUAAUGAUUCAGGAACCGAAUAUCGCGAGAAUAAUGGAAGUCUCGCCAUAUGAAAAUAUAAGGCAGGAAGCCGACGCCUUCAUUCAAGCGAAGGUUGCCUCCGUAGAUAAUCCCGGGGAUGCUGUUCAGCGCAAGCACAUAGAGAGGAAGCUGAAUUCCUUUCUGCAAGAGUUAACUCAACACCAACGCCAGUCCUCCAUUUAUAGGAAAUUCUAUAAGCAUUUCACUAAUGAAGACCUACGUCGCUUGUGUGGCCUGCCUUUACCGUGAAAUAAACGGCGCUGGUCCUUUUUUAAUGGCCAAUGCCUGGGGUUUGGAAGCUUCUAGGCGAGGGGAGAGCGGGCGAGUGGGUCCUUUCUACCAGAUUACUUUACUAGCUGGAAUUCAUUCAAAAAGAGUACAGGAACUGGUUUAACAAAAGGGGUCUUCGAACUACAGUGAUCUGAUACCUGGCUCUCUUGGUAUGAAGAGUAGGUUAUGUAGGCAAUAACUUUCAUAGGUUGUUUCGAUCGCAAAUGGCCAAAUAAA
Messenger RNA from Populus trichocarpa (black cottonwood), 2797 nucleotides. Its product is annotated as ATP synthase subunit alpha, mitochondrial. Bases 111 to 1634 code for a protein of 507 amino acids. The transcript has a single exon. Gene Ontology annotation, molecular function: proton-transporting ATP synthase activity, rotational mechanism; ATP binding; ADP binding. Lineage: Eukaryota; Viridiplantae; Streptophyta; Magnoliopsida; Malpighiales; Salicaceae. Gene Ontology annotation, biological process: proton motive force-driven ATP synthesis; proton transmembrane transport. The record is from RefSeq and is a predicted model, not a curated record.